AUGUACCCAGAAAACGUUGGAAUUUUGGCCAUCGAGAUAUAUUUUCCGAAGAGGUAUGUUGACCAAAGCAUGCUCGAAAAAUAUGAUGGCGUGUCCGCUGGUAAAUACACUAUUGGAUUGGGCCAAACAAAAAUGGGAUUCUGUGAUGACCGUGAAGAUAUUAAUUCUAUCGCUUUGACCGCUGUCCAAAACCUCAUUGAAAAAUAUAAAAUUUCAUAUAGAGAUAUUGGCCGCCUCGAAGUUGGCACCGAAACUAUUAUUGACAAGUCAAAAUCCGUAAAGACAGUAUUGAUGCAACUCUUUGAAGAAUCAGGGAACACCGAUGUCGAAGGCAUCGAUACCACAAAUGCAUGCUAUGGAGGUACCAAUGCUCUUUUCAACUCCCUGAAUUGGAUAGAAUCAUCUUCAUGGGAUGGUCGUUAUGCUCUUGUCGUUGCCGGUGACAUAGCUAUUUAUGAUUCUGGUCCGGCACGCCCUACCGGUGGUGCAGGAUGCGUCGUCAUGUUACUUGGAAAAGAUGCGCCUAUUGUAAUUGACCGUGGCCUUCGCGGAACUCACAUGGAACAU
This is a messenger RNA of Acaulospora morrowiae, 567 nucleotides long. Lineage: Eukaryota; Fungi; Glomeromycota; Glomeromycetes; Diversisporales; Acaulosporaceae. The record is from the annotation of a GenBank genome assembly.